Vicia villosa (hairy vetch) is the source of this 897-nucleotide messenger RNA. Its product is annotated as molybdopterin synthase catalytic subunit-like. Gene Ontology annotation, cellular component: cytosol. Bases 186 to 761 code for a protein of 191 amino acids. NCBI's taxonomy places the organism in Eukaryota, Viridiplantae, Streptophyta, Magnoliopsida, Fabales, Fabaceae. Gene Ontology annotation, biological process: Mo-molybdopterin cofactor biosynthetic process. The transcript has a single exon. The record is from RefSeq and is a predicted model, not a curated record. Gene Ontology annotation, molecular function: molybdopterin synthase activity.
UUGACAUAUAACUUAAUGUUUGCAUGAGUUUCAUCCUGUUUUUGUGUACAUAACUAUAAGAAGCUGUAAUCAAUCUGCAGGAUUAACCGCUGGACUCAUCUGCUUUAAUCUUUUGAUUGAAAAAAAGGCUCUAAAAGCAGAAGAUAUUCAAUCCAUCGGCAUAUUAUCUGAUUUUCUGAUAGAAAAUGGCUACUGAAGAAAAUAAGGAUCUUAUUGAAAUCUUGGAAAAUUUGAAAUUAAUUGAUGUGGCUAAAUAUAUGAACUUUGUGAGUGCCCCACAAGCUGGUGCUAUAGCUACAUUUUCAGGCACAACUCGUGACACUUUUGACGGAAAAGCAGUCUUGGAGUUGAUAUAUGAAGCUUACAUUCCAAUGGCUAUACGUUGUAUUAAGUCUGUCUGUUCGUCCGCCCGAGAGUCCUGGAAUCUACAUUCCAUUGCUGUUGCUCAUCGGCUAGGCACAGUACCUGUUGGAGAAACGAGUAUCUUCACCGCAGUGUCGUCUGUUCACAGGGCUGAUGCACUCGAGGCAUGUAGAUAUUUGAUAGAUGAGGUAAAAGCAACCGUUCCUAUUUGGAAAAAGGAGGUUUAUUCAAAUGGAGAGAUAUGGAAAGAGAACACUGAAUUCUUGGAGAGGAGGUCCGAGCUUGGUAAAAAGGAUGUAGCUGUGGCUUGCUCGGGGAAAAAGUUAGAAAUUAAGGAGCAUAGCAAAAAGCUUUGCUGUGGGAAUAAGGUUCGGAUUGACGAAGGUAGCCAAGAUUAAUGUCAACUUUGGGCAUCAAAGAAAAUAUAAAAUUAGUUUGCAGAAUAUCUCUCUCCCCCAUUCCCUUUUCCCAAUCUCUAAAUAAGAUUGUAUUUAAGCUUUGAAAUCAAUAAACCUGCCCAUCUCUUAACACUAA